GUCACAUGACGAUCAAUACGUCAGCGACCCUAUACAAACGAUGCUAGACGCUUGACGUCUUCCAAAAGUAAAGAUUAAAUUCCAAAUAAAAGAUGAGAACGUUCGUUGUUAACUCCAUUCAUUUAUGGGAUCUGAUCUCGAUCCUCUGAGGGACUUACGGCAGAGAGAGGAUUUCGGAGAGAAAAAAAAAUCAACCUCGAGACAAACGGACGAUACGUGACCACAUCCUCUAUCGGUAGAUUUAAUCGAACAACUCUGCCAUCAUGAUCGCAGACCUGGCCCAUGGCGUCUUCGACUUCGGUUCCAGUAGUAUUCUGCUCGGAAUAACAACAUCACUUCUUGUGGUUUGGCUGAUGAAAUGGGUUUCGAAACGAAGGAAGAUAAAUCGGCCCCCGGGACCGAUGCCUGUGCCAUGGCCCCUUCAUAUCAUCGGUGAUCUGGUUAUGUUGGCUCAAGGUACCACUCCCGUAGCAAUGAUCUGUGAACUUAAUAAGAGAUACGGUGAUGUCGUGUGUCUGGACAAUGGCGGGACUCGUUACAUAAUUCUUGCUAGUCCCGAGGUCGUUAAUGAGGCACUUGUCAAACAAGCCGCGGUAACAUCUGGUAGAGAAGAAGCAUGGGAAUUUAAAGCUGUCUCUCAGUAUCAUGGUGGGAUCAUAUUCUCGGAAGGGGAAGAAUGGAUACAGCACCGACGUUUUGGUCUCGCAGCGCUUCGUAACUUCGGAAUGGGCAAAAAAUCCCUUGAAAACUCUAUCAACGAAGAAGCUCGAAUGUUCAAUGAAAUUUUGUCGGAGAAGAUUGGUAAACCAUUCGAUCCUUUCUUCGCCGUCAACAAUGCUGUCUCAAACAUAAUCUGCGCCAUUACGUUCGGCCAGCGAUUCGAAUAUUCGGAUCCAAAAUUCAAGGACAUGAUAAAACGGAUAAAUUUCUUUGUGGCUGAUGAUCCACCGCAAGCCUUGUCUAAUCUCCCCACCUUCAUCGACAACGCUCGUAGAAGAAAUAUUAGGGCAAUCCGAAAGUACUUAGAGGACGAAGUCAUGGAGCACAAGACAACUUAUGAUUCGAAUCAUGUCAGAGAUGUCAUCGAUUUAUACUUGAAGGAAAUAAACCGUGCGCGGGAAGCAGGCGAGAAAUGUGAACUGGAUUUGUCAAAGGCAUGGCCGUUAGUUUUCGAUUUCUUCCUGGCGGGAACGGAAACGACAUCGACAACGCUACUUUGGGCUUUCCUCUUUAUGGCAGGCCGUCCGGAAAUUCAAAAGAAGAUCGUAGCCGAGAUCAAUUCUGUAGUAGGAUCAAGUGCCACGCCUCGAUACGAAGAUCGCAAAUUGAUGCCAUACACAGAGGCAACGCUCAUGGAGGUUCUUCGAUAUCGUCCAAUUGCCCCUGACGGUGUCCCGCAUCGGGCAACGUCCGAUAUGAAGGUCAAGGGUUACGACAUCCUUGCUGGUGACAACCUCAUGAUGAACAUUCUGUACAUACACCAUAUUCCUGAGAUAUGGGGUGACCCGGAAGUGUUCCGACCUGAGCGUUUCUUGUCUGAGGAUGGGAAGGCUGUUGUCAAACAUGAUGCCUACAUGCCAUUUGGAGCUGGGCGUCGAGUUUGUCUUGGUGAGCAAUUAGCCAAAAUGGAAAUGUUCCUGUUCUUCACCAAUGUUCUUCAGCGGUUCAGAAUCACUUUGCCUCCUGGUGUGCAACCAAACUAUGACUAUGGUCAUCGUAUUACAACUCUGGUUCCAAAGGCAUAUGAACUCGUCUUGGAGGAGCGGUAGAUUGUUACACGUCGUUUAUAUGAAACUUUGGAACCUCAACUAUCGAACGAAGACACCGGUAA
Messenger RNA from Lytechinus variegatus (green sea urchin), 1831 nucleotides. Its product is annotated as cytochrome P450 2C15-like. Gene Ontology annotation, molecular function: iron ion binding; oxidoreductase activity, acting on paired donors, with incorporation or reduction of molecular oxygen, reduced flavin or flavoprotein as one donor, and incorporation of one atom of oxygen; heme binding. Gene Ontology annotation, cellular component: cytoplasm; intracellular membrane-bounded organelle. NCBI's taxonomy places the organism in Eukaryota, Metazoa, Echinodermata, Echinoidea, Temnopleuroida, Toxopneustidae. The coding region runs from base 264 to 1769 and encodes 501 amino acids. The record is from RefSeq and is a predicted model, not a curated record. Gene Ontology annotation, biological process: xenobiotic metabolic process. The transcript has 7 exons.